UUUGUCAACAGUUGCCAUGGAGCUGUCCAAUCAGACCAGGGCAGCGUGUCAGGGCUUUGGUUAUACUGUGGCUGUGGGAGAAAGCCACAAUAAGGUGGGGGAAAGGACGGAGGGACAAAGUGAGCCAACAGGUAGAGAGGAAGGUCAGAACAAGUGUGGACUAGAGACAAGGAAGACAAUGUAGCAGAGGACUGUUGAGAUAUUCAAAAUCAGCUUAAAUACAAGAGAUUAAGGUGGGGGAAAACAUAAGUGUGGUGGGUAUUUUAAACAGCAGAAACACAACAGAAUGGAGAGCGACUCGAGUGAUGACAGCCAGAGCGACAGUGGAGUAUCAGCAGACUUCUCCCCGUGCAGUACUUCGGAGAGCAACACCAACAUCUCUAAUGGGAUUGUAUUCAAAGAAACUCCCAUUGAGAAGGAGAUUCGAAGGAAUGUAGAACGGGAGAAAAGCCUGAGAAGGUCCAGAGGACUUCCAAAUCUACCCUCUUCCCCAGAGUAUGUAGACAUUCCUUUGAGAAAAACUACUGUCUGUCAGUCGCUCACCACUAAGUCUGAGAGGAAAGACAGGGAGCUUGCAGGCAAGAAAAUGCAGCAUGAGAUCCAUGAGGAGACCCAGCGAGAACAGGUUCUGGUCCAGCUGGGUAAAGUUCCUGGUUUCUAUGACAAAGGCACAGUUGGCCAACUCGAACAUAGGAAACAGGUCUUUGAAGCCUUUCAGAAACCAAGUGAAUCAACUUUCACCGUCUCAACCAGGAGUAAAACCCCAUUCUGCUCGUCAGCCAGUGACAUUUCAACACUGGGGGAUACCUCGUCGGAGGGAUCCACCGUUGAAGGUGAGGAGAGGAGACUGAGCGUAGACCUGUUAAGUCCCAAAAAGAGCACGUACUCCGUAGGCGUGAAUCCGACCAGCUCCACUCCCCAAAGAGGGGGCUUCUCCAAGGUAACAGGUGACCCUUUCAUCAUCCCAGGGAGUAACCUGACUGGCCCGACACAGAAGAGUUACACAAAGCAGGUCACCACAGUCGACUCUGGAGCUUCAAACAUCUCAUCGUCUGGGACAGGAAGGCACGGCAGGAUGAACAGAAGAACACUUGGAAAGGAGGAUGAAGAGGAGACGGAGGUGUCACCCAAAGAUAACCCCUUUUUCAAGCUGCGCUCUUCGAAAAAUAUAGUUAAGGUGGAGCGGGAUAUCCGGGAGGCCCAAGAAAGGGAGAAGGAGCUUCACAAACAGAGAAUCAGCCUGUAUGGAGGGGAAGGAGUGGGGAGGCCUACAAUGUCUUCCUCCUCAAUGAAAGGACUGGCUGUUCUUGACUCACCUGAAUCACCCAGGUGUGAAACUGGACCCUCAGCAGCACACUGGUCACCUGGCAAGUUGAACAUGUGGAUCCCAGCCCAAGCUGAAGAGAAGAGGACUGUUGUGCAAGAGGUCCGCCGUACUUCCUGGAUCCCCAGACAGAAGAACCCUCUAGUAGAGCGGUGGGAGUCCGGCCUGAUCAAUGACCACAACAAGGAAGAAGACUGAGGAGAUGCUGACUGAGCCAAAUGAGUGAGAGAGGAAGAUUAACACAGACGAGUAUUUGAAGCGAAGGGCUGAGAGACUGUGAGAUAAGAUAAGAGUAGAGCAGAGUAUGGAAAGAGGGGAGGGAGCAGUGGAAGGAGACGAGGAAAGAGAGUGACUGAGAAGAAAGAGGUCAGAGUUUAUAGGAUAGAAAGCACGCUCCCUCAGCCUGGAGGACAGAAAGAGGAGGUGAGCGUAUUAGUGAAUAAACAAGCAGCCGUAUUCUAAUUCUGGAAACUCAAAGAAUAGCAUUAAAAAUAGUUUUCAAUAAUAAUGCAGUAUAAUUUUGUUGUAUAUAUAUAUAUAUAGAUACAUUAGUGCAUACUAUCAAACCGAGAAUAAAAAAAACUAACUUCUCAAUAAAGUAAUAUAAUUUUAAUGUCUUAUGGUUUAUUACACAAGCAAAAUCUAAUCUAACGAAUCCAACAACCGUGCAAUAAAUCCCACCUUUGUGUUUCUGUUGAAUUUUAUUGACACUGUUGUUGGCUGUAAUAUCAGAGGUUGUGUAAGUCGUGUGGUUGUAUUUUAUUGGAUUAACAUCCCUUUGUUGGUGUUUUCGGAAUAAGCCAGUCACUGAAAUGAAUUAUUAAAUGUCAAAAGUCACUUCAAGCGCUUUCGGGUUGUUUUCAUGCCUCACCAAAACCUGGAUUAUAAUGCAAUGAGGCACUUUCUGCAUACAAACCUGAUGCUUAAAUAACAGCUGAUAUGUUGAAACGCUAACAUGGUGGAAUCAUGAAUGUACUUUGUAAUGAAACUGAAUACAUGUAUUAAUUUAUACAAUUAAAUGUUCAGUGUUACUGAAUCACAAUAAAACAUGAUUAAAGUC
This is a messenger RNA of Solea senegalensis (Senegalese sole), 2384 nucleotides long. RefSeq lists its product as uncharacterized. Bases 287 to 1522 code for a protein of 411 amino acids. Lineage: Eukaryota; Metazoa; Chordata; Actinopteri; Pleuronectiformes; Soleidae. The record is from RefSeq and is a predicted model, not a curated record. The transcript is spliced from 3 exons.